UUUUGUACAAAGUACUUCCGGUGGGGUCACCGACUAGCUUUUGGGAGCGAAAUGUUUCUAGCCGUUACUAACGUCUCUUAUUUCCAAGUGAACUCGUUCUUGUGCUAAUCAAUUUUCUAUAAAUAGUUAUAAUUACCGGUGGCUCUUCCUAACCGCUCUCACUACACGACUUUACGACAGGUUUAGACGAGAGGGAGGUAAAAAAAAGAGGAAGCAAUAGCCGACCAUCUUUAUUCUUCUGCCAGCAAUAACAAGAAAGCGACGAGGCUAGACCCGAGUAGCACCGAGUACUUUGUUAUUAUUUGUCUUGUUUAUUUGGGUUAGCGACACUGAGUGAAACCUGCUAGAGGCAGACAAAAGCUCCCGGACGAACGUUCGCCCUCCGCCGACAAGUCUGGAAGUUUCGGAUCAGAAGACAGGCUGUGAAGAAUCAGUAUUCCCGUUUUUCAUGUUUCCAACAGGUUUAUCUUCCCCUAAUCCCCCACCACCGCCAACCCAGGAGGCUAAACCUGCGGAUGUCAAAAACGACAGCGGUAACAUCACAUCGACGAAGAAGAGGAAAAUUAACGGCUCCGAGAGGGAAGACACUAGUGACACAAUCUCAUCUUCGCCUCCCAAGACCCUGAAUUCCUCCUCCUCUUGCUCCCCCACUUCGCUGCACAUUCAGAAGAAGUUGAGGUUUGAGGAUUCAGUGGAUUUCAUUGGACUGGAUGUGAAAAUGGCUGAGGAGGCUGCCGCCGCCGCUGCUUCGUGCUCCAACAACAAAAGCAAAGCCAUGUUCCUGGCUGGCGGCGUGGGGCACCACGCUAACGGACUGACCAAAACCGCAGGAUCCGCCACCUUCUCCAGCAGUAAACCCGGUGCUGCCAAGAAAUUAGUCAUCAAAAACUUCAGAGAAAAGCCCAAAUUGCCCGAAAACUACACACAGGAGACCUGGCAAAAGCUAAAAGAGGCGGUGGAGGCGAUACAGAACAGCACAUCAAUCAAGUACAAUCUAGAGGAGCUCUACCAGGCCGUGGAAAACCUCUGCUCCCACAAGAUAUCCGCCAAACUUUACAAACAGCUGAGGGCCGUGUGUGAGGACCACAUCAAGGCACAGAUCAAUCAGUUCAGAGAGGAUGCCCUGGAUAGCGUGCUUUUCCUAAAGAAAAUUGACAAGUGCUGGCAAGAUCACUGCAGACAAAUGAUUAUGAUUAGGAGUAUAUUUUUGUUUUUGGAUCGCACCUACGUUUUACAAAAUUCAAUGCUGCCAUCAAUCUGGGACAUGGGCCUGGAGCUGUUCAGGUUCUACAUCAUCAGCGAUCUGAAGGUCCAGAGCAAAACCAUAGAUGGGAUCCUGCUGCUGAUCGAGAGGGAGCGAAAUGGAGAGGCCAUAGACCGCAGCCUCCUGAGGAGCCUGCUGAGCAUGCUCUCUGACCUUCAGAUUUAUCAGGACUCCUUUGAACUGCGCUUCUUGGAGGAAACGAAUCGCUUGUAUGCUGCAGAGGGACAGAGACUGAUGCAGGAAAGAGAGAUGCCAGAAUAUCUCCAUCAUGUCAACAAACGCUUGGAAGAGGAGGCUGACAGAGUAAUCACAUAUCUGGACCAGAGCACACAGAAAGCGCUCAUUGCUACAGUGGAGAAGCAGCUGCUCGGUGAACAUCUCACUGCUGUUCUACAGAAAGGGCUGACUCACCUGCUGGACGAGAACAGAAUUCAGGAUCUGUCUCUUCUCUAUCAACUCUUCAGUCGAGUGCGAGGUGGCGUUCAGGUGCUCCUGCAGCAGUGGAUUGAAUACAUAAAGGCAUUUGGAAGCACAAUCGUAAUCAACCCGGAAAAAGACAAAACAAUGGUGCAAGAGCUGCUGGACUUCAAAGACAAGGUGGAUCACAUCAUCGAUGUGUGUUUCUUAAAAAAUGAGAAGUUUGUCAAUGCCAUGAAGGAAGCUUUUGAGACGUUCAUCAACAAAAGGCCAAAUAAACCAGCAGAACUUAUUGCAAAACAUGUGGAUUCAAAGCUGAGGGCAGGAAACAAAGAGGCAACAGACGAGGAACUUGAGAAGAUGCUGGAUAAGAUCAUGAUUAUCUUUAGAUUUAUCUAUGGAAAGGAUGUCUUUGAGGCGUUUUACAAAAAGGAUCUGGCCAAGAGGCUGCUGGUUGGAAAAAGUGCCUCGGUGGAUGCUGAAAAAUCAAUGUUGUCAAAGCUGAAACAUGAAUGUGGAGCAGCGUUCACCAGUAAACUGGAGGGAAUGUUCAAGGACAUGGAGCUUUCUAAAGACAUAAUGGUGCAGUUCAAGCAGCACAUUCAGUGCCAAAACAUUCCUGGCAACAUCGAGCUGACCGUGAACAUCCUCACUAUGGGUUACUGGCCAACGUAUGUCCCGAUGGAGGUCCACCUGCCGCCCGAGAUGGUGCGACUGCAGGAGAUAUUCAAGACUUUUUACCUGGGCAAGCAUAGUGGCAGGAAGCUACAGUGGCAAUCAACGUUGGGUCACUGUGUCCUAAAAGCUGAAUUCAAAGAGGGCAAGAAGGAGCUACAGGUGUCCCUUUUUCAAACCCUUGUGCUGCUUAUGUUUAACGAAGGAGAGGAGUUCACUCUGGAGGAGAUCAAACUAGCCACAGGAAUCGAAGACGGCGAGCUGCGCCGGACGCUGCAGUCGCUUGCAUGUGGAAAAGCACGAGUCCUCACCAAAAUCCCAAAAAGUAAAGAUGUGGAGGAUGGGGACAAGUUUUCUUGCAACGAUGACUUUAAACACAAGCUGUUCAGGAUCAAAAUAAACCAGAUUCAGAUGAAAGAGACGGUGGAGGAGCAAGCCAGCACCACGGAGAGGGUCUUUCAGGAUCGCCAGUACCAGAUCGACGCAGCCAUUGUUCGGAUAAUGAAGAUGAGGAAAAGUCUGAGCCAUAAUCUUUUAAUGUCUGAGGUGUACAACCAGCUCAAGUUCCCUGUCAAGCCUGCUGAUCUAAAGAAGAGGAUAGAGUCUCUUAUUGACAGAGACUAUAUGGAACGCGACAAGGAGAACUCCAACCAGUACAACUAUGUAGCCUAAGAAAAGGAAAAGCAAUGCAGUUGGUUCAGUUAGAUGAAAAGGUUUCUGAGUGAUCGGUCUCUAUCUUUUGCUCCUGUGGAUGUUAACCAUUGUCAUCUUCAACUAAACGACCGACGAGUGAGUGGCUACUGCUCCGCAGGGUUUUCGUCAGGGGUCUUGUGAUCCUGUGGACUGCAUGCCCAUUGAAAAGAAUAUUAUCCAUAUUUCUCAGUGCCUCUGAGAGAGUUGGGACAAAGAAGACACACAAUUCAGUUUGCUCUCUUUUAUAAUGGAGAGGAAAAGUAUUUAUUUUCUGACUUAGGUCCUUUGUUCAUAGUUUGACUCAGUAUACUCUGUUAUCUUUUUUCCCCUUGUACAUCUGAUUUCCAAGCUAACGCUGACUCACCUAUCAAUGCUCUAAAUGUAUCACAUGUGUGAGAGGAAAAAAACAGAUCCAAAAUAUUAAACAAAUGCUUGUUUCUUCCUUCAUUGUUGAACGUGCAACUGUUGGGCUAAUCUUUAAAGUUUGGGAAUUAGGUGUUUAGUGUGUGAUCUGCAGUUUGGUUUCAGUUUUAAGGGGCAUGUUGCCUCAUGAUAAAACUGUGAUCAUGAACACAAAUUAUAUUGAAAUCUGAGUUUGUGCCAAAAGGGAGCACACCAUUUGUUUUAGGUUAUGUUCCAGCUGCCACGCUCCUUCAGUGGCUCAAGUAAAUGAGUUCAACAUUCUUGGUUUUUGUUUUUUCCACCUUGUUUUUUAUAGAUUCAACAUGUCAUGUUUUAAAUGACCGACCUGUCAGUCAACUGCUUGGUAGGUUUUGUCAACAUUUAGGUAUUUUGAAGCACAGCUCUAUAAAAAAAAGAGUCCACUGUCAUACUACACAGAUAUUUUUGGUUUGUUUUUAUUCAUGUGGGGCCUGGAGUGGGACUAUCAUUCAACAUGAAGAAAAAUAACUUGACUAGACAUCUCUGUAUGAGUUUGUAAGAGUUAUUGCUUAAAAUUAAAAGAAUUGUUUCA
Molecule: messenger RNA, 4022 nt
Organism: Nothobranchius furzeri (turquoise killifish)
Lineage: Eukaryota; Metazoa; Chordata; Actinopteri; Cyprinodontiformes; Nothobranchiidae
Gene: cul4b
Product: cullin 4B
Biological process (GO): DNA damage response; protein ubiquitination; ubiquitin-dependent protein catabolic process
Cellular component (GO): Cul4B-RING E3 ubiquitin ligase complex
Molecular function (GO): ubiquitin protein ligase binding
Source: RefSeq, a predicted model, not a curated record